GUAGAAAUGGACAGCAGCAGUUUCAUUCAGUUUGAUGUGCCCGAGUACAGCAACACUGUUCUGAGCCAGUUAAACGAACUCCGCUUGCAAGGGAAGCUGUGCGACAUCAUCGUGCACAUCCAGGGACAGCCCUUCCGAGCCCACAAAGCUGUCCUAGCUGCCAGCUCCCCGUAUUUCCGUGACCAUUCAGCGUUAAGCACCAUGAGUGGCUUAUCAAUAUCCGUUAUCAAGAACCCUAGUGUUUUUGAGCAGUUGCUUUCUUUCUGCUACACGGGAAGGAUGUCCCUGCAGCUGAAGGACGUGGUCAGUUUUCUGACUGCCGCCAGCUUCCUGCAGAUGCAGUGCGUCAUCGAUAAGUGCACGCAGAUCCUGGAGAGCAUCCACUCGAAGAUCAGCGUGGGGGACGUCGACUCGGUCACCGUCGGUGCCGAAGACAAUUCCGAAAGCCGCAACGGAGUUAAAGACAGCAGCUACUUCGCCAACCCCAUUGAGAUAUCCCCCCCGUACUGCUCUCAGGUGCGGCAGUCGGCAGCGGGCAGCGAUCUUCGGCUGGAAACCGCUCCGGGCAAGACUCUGCGUAAUCGCCUGCAGGAAGAAGGGCAUUCGGACCGAGGGAGCAGCGGGAGCAUCUCCGAAUACGAGAUCCAGAUUGAGGGUGAUCACGAGCAGGGAGACCUGAUAGUAAGGGAAAGUCAGAUCGCAGAGGUGAAGGUUAAGAUGGAGAAGUCCGACCGGCCAAGCUGCUCCGACAGCUCUUCCCUCGGAGACGACGGGUACCACACGGAGAUGGUGGACGGGGAGCAGGUGGUGGCCGUCAACGUCGGCUCCUACGGGUCUGUCCUACAGCACGUCUACUCGUUUACCCAUGCCUCGUCCCAGGCUGCGAGCGUGUCCGAACCCUUCGGGAGCCUGAGCAAUACGAGUCCCUCGAGGUCGAUGCUGAGCUGCUUCAGGGGGGGUCGUGCGCGCCAGAAACGGGUAUCCGCUGCUCACUCGCACAGCGACGUUCAGGGCUUGGUGCACGGGGCUGACGGCGAGGCCCUGCUGAGUAACCCAGGAUACGAAAACAGCCCCCAGGAAAGAAACACCAGAGGCCACUGGCAUCCCUACAGCGAGCGGCUCAUCUGUAUUUACUGCGGGAAGUCCUUCAACCAGAAGGGGAGCCUGGAUCGACACAUGCGGCUGCACAUGGGAAUAACUCCUUUCGUGUGCAAGUUUUGUGGGAAGAAAUACACCCGCAAGGACCAACUCGAGUAUCACAUCCGAGGUCACACAGAUGACAAGCCCUUUCGCUGUGAGAUCUGCGGGAAAUGCUUUCCUUUCCAGGGUACGCUGAACCAGCACUUGCGGAAAAACCACCCCGGGGUGACGGAAGGCAGAAACAGGGUGGAGUCUCCAGACAGAACAGCCUUUGUGGAACAGAAAGUAGAUAACGAUGCUUCAGCUUCUGAAGCUAUGGAUUCUAGUAUGGAAAUGCACGCCAUGUCCAACACAUCCGACUGA
This is a messenger RNA of Eurypyga helias (sunbittern), 1503 nucleotides long. It is a transcript of the gene ZBTB34, whose product is annotated as zinc finger and BTB domain containing 34. Bases 7 to 1503 code for a protein of 498 amino acids. The transcript has a single exon. Gene Ontology annotation, molecular function: protein binding; DNA-binding transcription factor activity, RNA polymerase II-specific; RNA polymerase II cis-regulatory region sequence-specific DNA binding. The record is from RefSeq and is a predicted model, not a curated record. Gene Ontology annotation, biological process: regulation of transcription by RNA polymerase II. Lineage: Eukaryota; Metazoa; Chordata; Aves; Eurypygiformes; Eurypygidae.